GUCAGUUUAUCUAGUUUAGUUCAGUCUCGAAGAUUGUUGUUAACUUAGAGCAGAAGAUAUUUUAGUUUAUUUUUUUCAAAUUCUUCCAUUCAUCAUCAAAGAUUUUAUUCCUCUUUCAUUGAUCAAAUUUGAUACCAUUGUUUGGCCCGGUUGCACAAAAUCCGGUUGAAUUUUAACCGUGAUUAACUUCACUAGAACCAAUCGGAGAAGGCUUUUUUGAAAAGACCGCUUCUCUGAUUGGUUCUUGAGGAAUUAAUCAUGCUGGUUAAAAUUCAACAGGCUUUUGUGCAACCGACACUUCAAGUCGAAUAGCUUGGGAUAACAGUUUUUAUCUUCUAUUACAAUUAUCUGUUAUCUGUUGAGAGAGAAUUAGUUGAAACGAAAUAUUAUCUGCAAUUUGAUAAAGUGCUUGACAUUUUUGCAAUUCAUUCAAGUUCUUUGUUAGACAGAUUUUUCAAAUUAGUCUCAACUUCGUUAUCCGAUUAUACAUGGUGUUGAAUUGACGCUUUUACUAAGUUUGAUAAAAUUUUUAUAUUCAGUGUUGAAUUAUUGUAGGUUUCACUGAUAAUUUAAUAAAUUUUUGUGUAAUAUCCUAAUACACACAGUGUUUAAUAUUGUGGGUUCUACUGUUAAUUUGAUAUGUUAUAACAAUCUUUUGAAUCAGUUUCAACAUUUGUGCUUCGAAGAUCUUCUGUGUCGUAUUAUUGAGGAAUAAUUCAUUGUGAAUUUGAUCAUUUUUUGUUACAUUAAUCCAUUUUUAGUCUCCAUUCAAUUGUGUGUUAAUUGGAGUUUUCAAACAGUCUACAAGAGCGUUAUAUCUAGAAAGAUACAAUUUGAUAAUCGAGGUGAUUAUAUGCAGCAAAGGAACUCAUACUAUGAUACCAGCUUCAGGGAAGAUCUUGCAGAGGUUACAAAUUCUAUAGGAAGGAUAUUGAAUUUCAGAAAAUAUUCAGGCGAGGAGUUCAGAUUCGAGAAGCCAUCCUACAAUGUGACAACCACAACUGACUUCAUAGGCCUGCUGACUGCUUUCAAAUUGGUCACCGCUCUUAAGAACACUGUACAAUAUGGCUUAUUGACUGAUGAUGGCUAUGUGAACCAAGUGUUUCGCCUAGGUCCGACCACUGGCCUACUCUAUUCGGACACCAAACUCAAAAAAGGCAUAUACAAAUUUGAAGUGACAGCUGAUAUCAUCGAUUUGCAGCUUCAUGCUACUGCAAAUGUUACUGUGAAUGUAACUCUCCCUUCUCCAAAAACAACAUCGACAUUCUAUAAAGCAUAUCCAUUACUAUAUUCCAACACGAAACUGUACCCGUUUAACUCCAUUGAAGAAGAGCCUGACUCAUCUCUAACAACGUCUCAGCAGCACAAAGACACUACAGAAAAUGAUGCAGGAUUCUUCUCCUAUAUUCCAUUCGAAUUUUCUAGAAAUGUUGAUGAAGACAGCCGUCCUUUCAGAAGUCUGUGGCGGGGCAUAAUCCAACACAAUUCAAGAUUCAAUGGGAUAUCAUCUGAUGAGGAAUUGUUGGAGAAGCAACUCGAUCCACAAUCUAAGAUUGAAUCAAUAUUAGGCCUACCCGAUGAUCGGUUCCGUUUUCAAAGAUUCAUUCCACCAGAAGCCUUUGCAGCCUCAGUAGAUGAAACAAUUCCUUCAACAUCGGUAGCGUCCAUCAAAAUCCACGAGGAAAGUCUUCUAGUAGACGGCGCGAUGUCUUCUUUCAUUUUGUUUGUGACCACUUUUGGUGUGGUCAUACUUUUGGGCAGUCUCGUUUAUUUCAUCUACAAAAGGAUUAAGAAAUGCGAAGAUUACUCCGUUGAAUACGAUGACAAUAUCAAAUAUGUUGACAGACCUAUAAAGAAAGAAAUUAUACUGAGAAGUGAUCUGAAAAGUCCCAACUUUCUCUGUGUCAGUGAGAUCAACCAGAAAAGGGUGACUGACUCCAUUGAAAUCACAAAAUCAAAACUCCAAAACCACACUCCCUCAGUGUUCACCAUUCAGAAGUGCUACGAGGACCAGAAGGCGGCUGCUGCUGCAGCCCAAGACGACGAAGACAUGUUCAUAGUUGACGUCACUCAGAUGAGCUCCCAUUCGCAGGAUUCAUCAGUCUACAACACAAUCACCCUGCAGUCAUUCACCAAUAACACGCCUGCUAUUACGGCGACCCUGAUUGGGGCCCCGCCCCCUGUAAGUAUUCUAUCGUCCAGCCGUAGGAGUUCCAUAGUUUCGAUGCGGAAAGAUGGACAGUCGAUGGGCAGCGAAGAAAUGGGUCCAAAUGGAGAGAUGCGAAGAAAAUCAGUGACUUUCAGUGAUAUCGUCGAACUCUAUCAGAUUAAAGGAGCUUGAUUGACUAGAUUUAACAGAGAAUAGAUCAAAAAUAUCAAGUGAAAAAACAUUUUCUCGAUUAAGUGAAUGUGAAAAAUGCUAGGAGUGGAAUGGAUUUAUCAAAAAAAUAGAUAUAGUUCUAGAUACAGUAUGGAAGAUAACUGACUAAGAAGCUCUAUCGAGAAUGAAUAAGUGAAUAGAACAUAUCCUAUGUAUUGUAAUUUAUCGUUCGAAUGUAAGGUGCAAUAGAGACAACAUGAAAAUAAUAAUUAUUAUUAAUAAUUUAUCUUUUCUUAUUCUUUGGAGGAUUUGACUUUGAGAUUCUAUUGAUAAAGAAAUCAUUUUAAGUGAAAAACAAUACUUGAAUGAGUGAAUAAACCAAAUGAAAGGAUAAUACAUAAAGUAAAUUACUUUUGACUAUUUCUACCAAAAAGUAGGAAAUUCUCAAGUAAGAAAGACAUGAGUCUAAUAGACGAGUUUAAUAUAAUAAUAAUCAUAGUA
This is a messenger RNA of Nilaparvata lugens (brown planthopper), 2821 nucleotides long. RefSeq lists its product as uncharacterized. The record is from RefSeq and is a predicted model, not a curated record. The coding region runs from base 854 to 2341 and encodes 495 amino acids. Lineage: Eukaryota; Metazoa; Arthropoda; Insecta; Hemiptera; Delphacidae. The transcript is spliced from 12 exons.